Paramacrobiotus metropolitanus is the source of this 1434-nucleotide messenger RNA. RefSeq lists its product as uncharacterized. The record is from RefSeq and is a predicted model, not a curated record. Bases 719 to 1084 code for a protein of 121 amino acids. Lineage: Eukaryota; Metazoa; Tardigrada; Eutardigrada; Parachela; Macrobiotidae. The transcript has 2 exons.
UGCGUGUUUUAUCAUUCCAGCCAUUAAAAUUGCACGCCUCACCAAAUUAUUCAACAAUCCUUUAUUUCCAUCACGCCGGGAGAAUGUCCGUACAUCACCUGCAAUUCAAGAGAUGGUUCCUAUAAUUACCAUACAUAGAUGUGUACAAACACCACAGGAAUUGCGGCUUGUGCAAUUGCCAAUUUAAAUAAUAUCUGAUAUAUUUGGAUAGUACGCGAAAUCUCCAGUUAUUUAAUUUGUACAUCUCACCAGUCUGUAAAACGAUGACCGAGAAAUUUCCGCUGGCCAGUGCUCCUUCACACCACGACGAGCCUCCGGAUUACAAUGAAGCCGUCUCCGGAGAUGAGACCCGCAUUCCCAUGGUCGGGACGUCCGCCGUUGAAAUUACGGCGCGAACCGCGGCCGACACAACCAGCGAAGGAUCAGCCUCCGGCCCACAGGGAUGUACGCGGAAAAGGUGGUUGGUCAUCUUGAUCUAUUGUGGCAUGCUCCUCGUCCCCAUCUGCGGUCUGUCGCUGGUCCUAUGGAGACCGUUCCAGCUGCGGCGCGCGCUAUCCGGAUACGGGAUACUGUUCAUCAGUUAUUGCGUGUAUUUACCGAUGGUUCUUAACUGGAGUAAGACCUACAAGAUGCUCCUGAAAGCGGUGUCCAAAGAGGAAUUUCUGGAUUAUGUCCAACGAGCUGCUCAAAGCCGUCCCCGCAUAACGUGGCGCAUGAAAUGCUACCACGACGACGACCGCACCGUUACCGUGACGCGCGGCACCCGCUCCCCUUCUCGGAGCGCCACCAGGAGCGCGUCACCACGUGGACGGGCGAGCAGGACUUCGAUUUCCGACGCUGGGAGAACGUCUCCUCCGACAGCGUGAAACCGUUCGACUCCGAAGGCUUCUUCACCGUCACCAUGUCCAUUGACUAUGUGCUGGGCGACAAGAACACGCGAACGGCAUUUGCCCAGCAGAAGGAGGGAUUCGUGGCGAUGAACCGCAGCCAGGAUCGCAAGUACGAGCUGGAUGAGGUGGUGGAUGUGGAGGGCGUGGCGAAGGAGAUUGUGGUCAAUACCAAGUCCAACGGGUUUUCUCGCUGAACGCGUACCGCGUGGCGGCCGUGCUGCUGUUGGGGCCGCUGUGGUGCUGCAUUAUCGCUAGACUGCACCAGCGCGUGGUGCAUCAUUUUGCUAAGAAAGUGUUCAUCUAAUUGUUUUCAGCCCAUUUUUUGCCGUGAACUAUUUGCAUUGCCAGUGUAUAUACAUGGUGUCACAUAACAAAAGGUGACGUGCCCGUUGACAUUCUUGCCAAAUUACAUUAUCGUUAUUGAAAUAACUUGUAUUUACGUCAUAUUUGUAUUUAAGGACUUUUACUAAGAAAAUUAUAUUUAUUAAUCAUUGAAGAUGUAAGUAUCAAUCUGCGUGAAUGAUAAAAACCCAAUAUUUAUAGG